CAAUAAUAUUGUAUAACAUAUUUUUGCAAACAAUAAACAUUAUAAAGAUGUAUUUCGAUAUAUGAUUCUAUGACGGUUCAACCUUAGAUCCAUUGUCUUUGAGGAAAGUAAAGAUGAAGAUUUGGGUGUGUUGUUGAAUUGAAAGAAGCUCCAAUCUGUGUGAAUCUACAAAUCGCGAAAACGAAAGAAUGGUGGAAAACGACAGCGUAACGGAGAAGAAACCGAGAAUUCGUCCAAUCGUGCGUUUAGGGUUUUUUCUAAUAUCUCACAGUAACUAUGUCAGCUUGCUUUGUUUCUUAUCUGGAAUCGUUGCUCUUCUUCUCCUUCCUAUACUUGCUAACAAUACUUACAUUUCCGAGAAUGCCCUUAUGCCUGGUUCUGCUAACAGCAUGCUCUCUACUCAACAUGUUUCCCAUGCUAACAAAUUCAUCAAUGACCUCACUCAUUCCGACAUUGAAAGUCAUAAAACUGUUGCACAAUAUAUGUCAGCCUUGGAUGCUGAGGUUACUUAUCACAAGUUCUACCCUCAACUGAAUCAGUUUCAUCCAUUGCACUUUUUCACCAGUUCCGAUUCAGGUAUAAUCUCAAAAAACAUAAGUUGUUCAUCACUUGGAAUCAACGUUGCUGGAAUCAUUAGAGCACCAAGGGGUGAUGGCAAGGAAGCUAUUGUCUUGGUAACGCCAUACAAUCCAAAGAAAGUUGGUCCAGGAGAGGCUUUAUCUUUGGGCAUUGCUUACUCGGUGUUCUCACUUCUUUCACGGGUUACUUGGCUGGCAAAGGAUGUCAUAUGGCUUGUGGCUGAUUCACAAUAUGGAGAAUAUUCUGCCGUGUCCGCUUGGCUUAGAGAAUAUCAGGCCCCUGUAUUCCAUGAAGCUGAAAUAGUUAAUAGUGAAACAUGCAAUGACAGUAUUGCUAUUAGUGAACUUGGACAGAAUCCUUAUUCUGAUAGAAAUUCAUAUGGUGGUUUUAGACGUGCUGGAACUAUGGCUGCAGCUCUUGUAAUAAAAGUUGACGAGCAAGGUAACCAUCAUGAAGACAGUCUUAAUAUCUACCCCGAGGCGUCGAAUGGGCAGAUGCCAAACCUCGACCUCAUCAACAUUGUAAAUUAUUUGGGAGUGCACAAAACAGGUUUCCGGAUAAAAGUGAAGAAGAUGUUUUCUCUACUUGGCUCCAGGUGGCUUAAUACUUUGGGUGGUAUAUUUGAAUCUCUGGGACAAAUUGCUCGAAGCUUAAAUCCUCAAUGGAAAUUUGGUAUUUCUGCUACUGAGUAUGUUGAGGGCGCUGCUACACUGGCAAGUUCAAUGUAUUCCCAGGGUUUGGGUGUUCCCACUGGUUCUCAUGGUGCCUUCCGUGAUUAUCAAGUUGAUGCAAUCACUCUGAAAAUUUCACCAAAAGAUUCUCCUACUAAAAUGAUCAGGCGUAAUGAUUUCAUUCUCCGUGGUGGAAGGUUGAUUGAAGGAGUCAUUCGCUCAAUAAACAACCUUCUGGAAAAGUUCCAUCAGUCAUUCUUUUUGUACCUCUUGUCAUCUUCUAGUAAGUAUGUGUCUGUGGGAGUUUACAUGAUUCCAUUUGCGUUACUGGUUGCACCACUUCCGAUAGUUGCGGCAUCUCUCCAUGCUGAUGCAAGCAAAUCCACUCUGCAAUCCACAUAUUCCUCUGAAGUUGAAGUCAGCCACAAAUCUUGGAAAUGGCUGAACUCGGCCAGAAAGGUUUUGGUCAUUCAUUUAUGGGGUGCUGUUGUCUCCUUACUCCCAUAUUUCCUAUAUCAAAUACCUAAUUCUACCCCAACAACAAACUUUACUGUGUGGGGUAUACUAUCAGCUUUUAGUCUCAUAAUUUUGUACUUCAUUUUGGGUUCUCCAAUUUUCGAAGCUGCUCCAUCUCAACCUGAGAAAGGCGAAUGGGCUAGCUUGAAGUCUGUAACAAUAUCAACCGCUUUCAUUGGUUUAUCUCUCAUGUCAGUCAUUAACUUUGCUACAGCUGAAAUCGGAGCUUUACUCAUUGUCCCGAUUUGUCUGAUGGCUCGACCGUUGAAGCUUGACGCUCAAGCCAGGAGCUGGAGAGCCUUACUGAGGGCCACUUGUAAUCUUGCUUUAGGUUUUAUUGCGUUUCCUCCAGUAGCAUAUUUUUUAGUGAAAGGUGCAUUUGAAGAUUUUAAUGGUACUAAUGUUGGUGAUUAUUGGAACUGGGUGGAAUCCCUUUGGACAUGGAACAGUGCUACUUACCUCUAUGUAGGUAUUGUUCACCUACCAUGCUGGGCACUUUGCAUUCAUAUUUUAUUUCAUCCUUGUUGACAUGUAAUUUUAGUUAGUUGGACAAUUAAUUUUAAUUCUUGAUGUUUAUGUCCUCUUUAAAUCAUAUUGUUAUUUUCUUCACUAAA
This is a messenger RNA of Medicago truncatula (barrel medic), 2380 nucleotides long. RefSeq names its product glycosylphosphatidylinositol anchor attachment 1 protein. Bases 189 to 2294 code for a protein of 701 amino acids. Gene Ontology annotation, cellular component: membrane; GPI-anchor transamidase complex. Gene Ontology annotation, biological process: attachment of GPI anchor to protein. The record is from RefSeq and is a predicted model, not a curated record. The transcript has 6 exons. NCBI's taxonomy places the organism in Eukaryota, Viridiplantae, Streptophyta, Magnoliopsida, Fabales, Fabaceae.